AUGUCAACAGACACAGCUAUGGCACGAGCCAUGGCGCUGCCCGAGAUAUUAUCCGAAGUCUUCGCUAUUCUCCGUGAGGACUUUCCCAGUCUAGCAUCGGCAGCUCGAGCAAACAGUCUAUGGUUUGCUUGCGCGACUGAUAUUCUGUGGAGCCAGGUCAAAGGCGAUGCCAUCACCAGCAUCGCCAAUAUCGCCGAUAAUAGUCGUCGACAGUUAUACGCUUCCAAGGUCGAGGGUAUCACAUUUGAUGGCAACAAACGUGACUUGCCAACAGACUUACCCGACCUUCACUUCAACAAGAUCAAGUCAAUUGACUUUAGUUCAUACUGGCUCCCGCAGGGCAGCGAACAUUUAAUUAAACCAUACAUCCAACCAAGCCUGGAAAGUUUUAUUUUUUACGGCGAGGACUUUGUUGACGAGAUACUCCUUCAGCUUCAAUCCACAUGCCACCGUCUUCAGGUGCUCCUUAUAGAUAGCACGGAAACGGAUUUCAGGAAGCCAAAACUCACCGGGGAAACGCUUUUCAGAUUCAUCUCUCAAACAAAAACACUCCGCGACCUGAGUCUUUGCUGCGGGGGGAUCUCAGAUGACCUCUUCCUUUAUGUUUCGGGACUAGAAAAUCUAUCCGCAUUGAGCUGGUGCAAGGACGUAACGCCCGAGUUGUUAUCGAGGACUGUCGCCCAGAACCCGAACCCUUUUCUCUCUCUCGAUUCGUUCUCCUUGCCAUAUGCGCUCUCGUCGAUAACUGUAUCUUAUAUUGCGACGAUGCUCCCCCAUCUCACCAAAAUACAUUUGGAAUUUGGAGACAGUGAAUACGAUAUGCUGACGCCGCUUUCGACAAUCGAAAACUUGACCCAGCUCGAAUGCACAUUUCAUUGCAAUGCCUCAUUUCCCGCACCACAACUACUGUCGCUCAAAGCCCUUAGCAAGCUAACAAAGCUAUCUAUCCGGUUUGGGGUCGACUUUGACCGCCGUGAUACGAUAAGCCCGUUCAGUGACGCAGAGUUCCACGAGUUGAUAUCCACACUCCCUGGUCUGCAGUGUCUGGAGAUGGAAUUCAACUGCGAUCUCACCGCUGCAGCGCUGCUGUCUCUCUCGGUAUGCCCUAGACUUGACCACUUUUCCAUGCGAAAGGGACCGCGUUUUGAUCUGAGGUCUUUGCUGGCCCAGGCCGGGGAAGAGCCCCUACACCCGCAUUUGGGAACACUUUACCUGGCGCAGAUUUCGACAGACAACACGGACUAUACGUCUAUAUCUGCUCGUGACUUGGCUUGUCAAAUCAUAAGGUAUUUUCCGAGGUUGGAGGAUUUCGAUACUGACGAUAUGGAUCGCGUUGUUGACGAGUUUUGGAUCGUGAUGGCACUUCGUGAAUCCCCCCCUCUGUUUCCUCAUUGA
This is a messenger RNA of Clonostachys byssicola, 1395 nucleotides long. The record is from the annotation of a GenBank genome assembly. Lineage: Eukaryota; Fungi; Ascomycota; Sordariomycetes; Hypocreales; Bionectriaceae.